AUGAGUGGAAAUAGCGGUUCACAUCAUUCAACGUUGUCUGGGAUACCAGGACACGGGUCAUAUAAACCCGAAACUUCAUGGCAACGCGCGAUCGCGCGCAAUGCCGGAAUUUACACCUAUCCUCAUUCCGAGGGCGGUAGCGGUAUGUCGGAGACCCAGUUUGCGAAAUUGGUCAAAGAAGAUGACCCUAAAUCGGCUUGUACACCAUUAUUAAUUGAGGAAUUCCGUUGUCUCAAGAACAACGAAUUUGCAAACGACCAAGGAAGAGCAGCUACAAAGUGCGUAAAGUGGUAUAAUGAAUGGAUGCAGUGCAAGUGGGACGAAGAAAAAAUGAGAUUUGGCUAUAGCUAUAUAGAAGAUCUGCCCGCAAGGAAGCACAAGGCAUACAUAGCCGCUCCAGACUACCAGUACUCAUGA
Babesia sp. Xinjiang is the source of this 417-nucleotide messenger RNA. RefSeq lists its product as uncharacterized. The coding region runs from base 1 to 417 and encodes 138 amino acids. The transcript has a single exon. The record is from RefSeq and is a predicted model, not a curated record. NCBI's taxonomy places the organism in Eukaryota, Apicomplexa, Aconoidasida, Piroplasmida, Babesiidae.